AUGAGCCAACUUCUGACGUCGCGGCAGGCCGAGGAGCUGCACAAGUCUAUGAUAGCAUACCUUAACUCAGCGAAUCUUCUACACAGCGCCGCGACGUUACGAGAAGAACUUGACAUCGGUGAAAGCUUCGAUUCUGCCACGAGCAAGAAAUAUGAAGGCUUGCUGGAGAAGAAAUGGACAAGUGUGGUGCGGUUACAAAAGAAGAUAAUGGAUCUCGAAUCGAGAAACGCGGCUUUACAGAGUGAAAUCGACAAUGCUACCCCUACGUCUCUAUCAAACCGAAAUACCGAUCCUACAGCUUGGCUACCAAAAUCACCAGCCAGGCAUAAUCUUCAAUCGCACCGGGAAGCAAUUACAUGUGUUGCAUUUCAUCCAGUAUUUUCAUCAUUGGCAUCAGGUUCGGAGGAUUGCACGAUCAAAAUCUGGGAUUGGGAGCUUGGAGAACUGGAACUCACUGUUAAAGGACACACAAGAGCGGUAUUGGACGUUGAUUUUGGUGGCCCUAGAGGAGGAACAUUACUGGCAUCAUGCUCCAGUGAUCUUACCAUCAAAUUAUGGGACCCAAGCGAUCAGUAUAAAAACAUCCGCACAUUGCCUGGACACGAUCAUUCCGUUUCAGCCGUUCGAUUCAUACCUAGUGGAGCAGCUGGAUCACCUUCAUCAGGAAACCUUUUAGUAUCAGCAAGUCGAGACAAAACUUUACGGAUAUGGGAUGUUUCUACAGGAUAUUGUGUCAAAACCGUUCGAGGACAUGCGGAUUGGGUUCGUGAUGUAGCACCUUCUUAUGAUGGUCGAUGGCUUUUAUCCGCUGGAGUGGAUCAGACUGCAAGAAUUUGGGAUGCUUCAUCAGGAGAACCAAAGGCAACUUUGUUAGGUCAUGAGAAUACGAUCGAAUGUUGUGUAUUUGCACCACCGGCAAGUUACCCUCAUCUCGCCGCAAUGGCAGGAUUAAAGAAACCACCUGCAGCCAGCAGUUCUGCCGAAUAUAUCGCUACGGGAGCUCGAGACAAAAGUAUUCGGAUAUGGGAUGCUCGCGGUACAUUGAUUAAGACACUAAUUGGCCAUGACAAUUGGAUUAGAGCUCUGGUUUUCCAUCCUGGCGGAAAAUACUUGCUAAGUGUAGCGGAUGAUAGAACAUUGAGGUGUUGGGAUCUUGCUCAGGAAGGAAAGUGUGUGAAGACGAUAAGUGAUGCGCAUGGACAUUUCGUCAGUUGCAUGAGAUGGGCCCCAAGCGUUAUUAAGGAUGCUCCUUUGCUGAAUGGUGAAAAUGGAGUAGGAACUCCAAUCAAGAAUGGGAAUGGGGCAACGAAGAAAGAGGAUGCAAAAGGGAGUGAUAUAGAUUGUACGAGCCUGAUGCCUCAAAUACCUAGUAUUUAA
Messenger RNA from Sclerotinia sclerotiorum 1980 UF-70, 1377 nucleotides. RefSeq lists its product as hypothetical. NCBI's taxonomy places the organism in Eukaryota, Fungi, Ascomycota, Leotiomycetes, Helotiales, Sclerotiniaceae. Gene Ontology annotation, molecular function: dynein complex binding; microtubule plus-end binding. Gene Ontology annotation, biological process: establishment of mitotic spindle orientation; microtubule organizing center organization; nuclear migration. Gene Ontology annotation, cellular component: microtubule associated complex; kinetochore; cytoplasmic microtubule. The record is from RefSeq and is a predicted model, not a curated record. The transcript is spliced from 5 exons. The coding region runs from base 1 to 1377 and encodes 458 amino acids.